Messenger RNA from Cucurbita moschata (crookneck pumpkin), 889 nucleotides. RefSeq lists its product as uncharacterized. The transcript has a single exon. Lineage: Eukaryota; Viridiplantae; Streptophyta; Magnoliopsida; Cucurbitales; Cucurbitaceae. Bases 219 to 638 code for a protein of 139 amino acids. The record is from RefSeq and is a predicted model, not a curated record.
GUUGAUGAGAUGUUUGGGGGGGAAAUAUCAAGUGCUGUAUGUUACAAAAGAAUGUGGCCACACAACGAUGGUUUAUGAACCAUUUCUUGAUCUUUCUCUUCCGGUUCCAGUGAAGAAACCUCUGGCCAAAAAGGUCCAACCAGUCUCUCAGGCAAAGAAGAUAAAAGUGCCACCUAAGAGUAGUGGAAAGACGAUUCCUAAAACUGACAAGACAUCAGAUGUUGUACCAGUUCAAUUUGCCUCUUCCAUCAUCUAAUAAUGAGCUUUCCCUUGCAUCAGAGGCCAUCACCAGUAGCACAACUACCAUUAUGGAGAAGACUUUAAGUUCUCUGAAUGUCUCAUAUGUUAAAGAGCCUGAAAAAGAAGUUUUGAUUGAGAAGGGAGGAAAAUGUGCUUCAGUUAAUUUGACGUUCCUUGGACCAGAACUGACAGCCAAAAAUGGUGAUAUUUCCCUACUCAGGAUUCUAAAAAUAAUGAAUCCUGGCCUAGCAUAUUCUUCAGGUUGUAAUAACACCAGCAAUCAAGAUAAAUCCAUGUGUUAUCUUUCCAACGAUGAUCCUGAAAGCAGUGAACUUGCAAAAACUAAUAUUGAGCCCUUGAGUUCACAAAUAUCUGCCGAGAACCGAUCAGAGAGGUGAGGAUUGUGAGAUGAAUUCUGAUUCAACAAUUGUGAAUGUGAAAAGAGAUGCAACAAAGAGGUUUCUCAUUCACAGGGCCCCUCCUAUCUUGACAAUUCAUAUAAAGAGGUUCAGUCCUAAUGUUCGGGUCAUUAUAGUAAAUUGGAUGGCCACAUCAGAUUCAAGGAAACAAUUGAUCUUAAACCAUACAUGAUACUAGGUGUGCAGAUAGGGACAAGUGUAAUUAUCGGUUCAUCAGAGUCAUGGAGCAA